CCGGUGUUGCCCGGAAAGCGCUCCGCCGCGCUCGGCGGGACGAGGGCCGGGCGCGCGCAGCGGUCCUGGGAGGAGCGGAAGACGCGUGGAGCCGUGCGAGGACCCGCGGGUUGUGCAGUGCAUCUAUGAUAUGUGUUUUAGAAAUAAAAGUUAAACUUUGGUUUGAAUGAAAAAUGUCUCUCAGUACACCUAUAUUUCUCAAAGAAAGGGAAGAAGAUAAUUCAAAAUUUGUGGAAAUACAACAGUCACAAACUACAUCCAUAGCUGCAGAAUAUCCUCUUCAAAACUUAUGCUUAGCAUCUCAAGAAGUUCUUCAAAAAGCUCAGCAAAAUGGAAGAUCAAAAUGUCUCAGGUGUGGUGGUUCAAGAAUGUUCUACUGCUAUACAUGUUACGUCCCAGUUGAGAAUGUACCUAUUGAACAGAUACCACGUGUGAAGCUUCCAUUGAAGAUUGACAUCAUUAAACAUCCAAAUGAAACAGAUGGCAAAAGCACUGCUAUACAUGCAAAACUCUUAGCACCUGAAUUUGUGAAUAUUUAUACAUAUCCUUGUAUUCCAGAAUAUGAAGAAAAGGACCAUGAAGUUGCACUUGUUUUUCCUGGACCUAAGUCUGUUUCAGUAAAAGAAAUUUCUUUUCAUCUCCAAGAAAAGAUUCAAAAUAAUGUUGGAGGCAAAAAUGAUGACCUUGACAAGCCAUUCAUUAAACGCAAGAAAACUGAAGAACAGGAUUUGAAUGACAGCAAGUGCAAAGACACAACACUGAAAAAAAUUGUAUUCAUAGAUAGCACCUGGAACCAAACAAACAAAAUAUUCACUGAUGAGAGACUGCAAGGGUUGCUACAAGUUGAGUUGAAAACAAGAAAAACUUGCUUUUGGCGCCAUCAAAAAGGAAAGCCAGAUACCUUCCUUUCCACAAUUGAAGCCAUUUACUACUUUCUGGUGGCAAGAACUUGCCUUAGAAUGAAGCCAGCAAAAGAAAGCAGAGUGGAAAGAAAAAGACUGAGUCCUGAGGACAUCAUUUAAUCAUCUAAUCUAGCUGCUUGUGAAUGGAACCCUACUGUGCUGAAUAGCUUCUGUUUGCCCUCUGGAUCCACCGUCCACUCUUUCCCAUUCUGCUCUCUGCUCUGUGAGGUAGGUCCCCUUGACCACUGGCUUUUACUUGGGAUCAGCAAAUGGAAGCACCGCAGGAGAUUGGAGGUUGAAAGGAAAAUGAAACUAUUUAUUUCCCUUGCUCCUUUCCUGCCAGGUCACCAUGGGUUGGGUGUGUCCUUCUACUGAAGGUCAUCCUAUCAGGCAUCCCUUUCCCAGCAGUUAUUCCAGUUAACUUCAGGCCCAUGGUCCCUUCGUUUACCCCUUUUCACUUAUAUCGUGAUGAGUCCAGGGUAUUAAUAGCCCCAGAGUAGGUCAUUUUACCUUGCUGGUUUUCCUAAACCCUGCCUAUACCUUUGUAAAUAGUAAUUUUAUUAUAUUUUUGUCAAAUGUCCCCAUUUGAAGUUGCCCUCUUUCUGGCACACUGACUGAUAAAUUUCACCCAUGUGGGUGCUAGAAAUAACAGUACAUUUCCCAAAGUAUACUCAGUGGGACACAUGUUUUUAUGAAUAUAUUAGUUAUUGGUAAAAUUUGUUUGCUGCACCUUAUAUUCCCGUUAGAGAUUCAAAAGGCAAAAAAUGAAAGUGCUGAGAAGUCCUGAAAUAAACAUUUUGAACUUUAUUUAAGUUAGUAUUUCUUAAACUUAUUUGAAUAAGUAAUGCCUGCUAACAUACUGUGGAAAUAGAACAUUUGAAACAUUGUAAUUUAGAGCAGUCCCUGAUUAAUAUAUAUGUGGCAAUUGAGGCCUAAAGAGAUUAAGUAACUUGCCUAUAAGGUCACAAAACUAAUUAGUGGUAGAACCUUAUCUAGAAUCUAGGACUUCUGAUUUGGUUCAGUGAGGUCACCAUUUUAUUACGCUAUUCAUUAAAAGGAAAUGGAUUAUAUAAGGUUUGAACAUUAUUAGUCCCAUACUCUUAGCCAAAUAAACUAGCUGAUUUGCCUAUUAGUUAAUAGGCAAUAACUGGCUAGCAGUUAUUUUUAAAGAAUGGAAUUAAAAUGGAUUUCUUCAUGUUUAGAACUUGACCUUGGGAACAGAAGAAGGCCUGAAUUGAUUUAAGCAGGGCCAAAGUUGGAUUUCUCUGGGCUAAAUUUGAACUUUCCUGAGCCAAACUCUAUUGCCAUUUAACUGGCUCUCCAAACGAACAAAAUAUAAUUGUUAAAAGGGAGGGGGGAAAUAAAGAACUCAUUUGCCCCUAUCUUACAGCUGUCUUAAGAAAGAUGACCCAUAUAUUCCAUAAGAACCUAAUUUAUAACUAAGGCCAGAAAAAUCUUAAGUUUUUCCCCCCAAGUAAUAAUAAUACCUGUUUGAACAAUGAAUUGUCUGUACUUGUCUUGUUUUUCUUUUGUAUGAAAGACUGUAAAAAUGACACUAGUUUUUUACUCCUCCCUGUAUUCUUUUUUUCAUGUGCCUUUGAAGUACGUUCUCAAGUACUUUCUGGGCCAUACGUAUUUCCAAACAUCUGGUAUAUUGCCAUUUACUCUUGUGCUACUGCUGGCACCAUAAACACAUACAUGUCUGGGUUAGCCUCCUUGAGGGUGAGACAUGCAUGAAGCAGAGCCAGGUUACCCUGGUCACCCUAGCUGAAUCCUGUCUUCGAUUGGCUGAUAGCCAGUUAAACCCCAGGUAUGUGAACCAUCCCAGCCAAGAUCAGCAGAAGCACCUAACUGACACCUAUCUGAUUCUAGAUUUGUGAGCAAGGGAUGUCCAUUGUUAUGCCUCUGAAGCCUUAUAGCUAUUAUUAUACAGCAUUAUUGUGCCCAUAUAUAUCUCAUCUUUGGAUAUAGUAUCAGACACACCUUCCUCAAGUGCCUUCUCACAUUCUUGGCUCCACUAUUUCCUAGGCCACCAACCACUUUGCCAUAGCUACCACCCUACAUAGUGACACACUAUUAGCAGGCUGCAGUGAUUCUUCUGCCUGAGGUCAACUAGCCAUGUGCUCAGAAUCUCUGGCCCAUCCCAAUGCUUUUGGACUCAAGGAAGCAUCAUGCCACAGGGUUUCCCCAGUGAUUGUCAAAAGGGCUAGAUGAUACAAUCUGGAAGAGCAGUGAAGUUAACUGUCUGGAAAACUUGAAUCAGUGGACUAGAAGAAGCCAUUGGACCAAUUCUGCUUCCUUCUCAUGGACUAUUUUGAGGCAUAGUUUUUCACCCUCCUGCCCAGAGAUGUACCAUGUAGCUAAACAACUGUACUUGCCAAAUUAUCAGCAGUAUCUCUACAUGGCUUUUCAUGAAACAGAAAUCAAACGCUAUACAGUAAUUUAUCAAUUUGCAUUUACUCCCAAUCUCUGCUAGCCUUACUUCCUUACUCUCUCCAGCCUGGAUUGCCUCUUCUAAUAAAGUAAUAGAUUUAAUUUUUGCCUGAGGCUCUCUUUUCUAGAGAAGCCAGGUCGUUUAUUCUGCAUUUGGUGAGGAAAGCAGAAUCAUUGAAGUAUUACAUGAAUGAAGAGGUUUAAUAAAGGAAUUGGGGUUCACCCAAAUAUGGGAGUUGCUGGGGAAAUAAAGGUCUGGAAGACCAGCAGAAGAGGAUUAGAGAAACAUUCACUGACUAGUUCGGCCUGAGAUGCUCAAAGUACUCAUGGCUUAGUUUGUAGAAAUGUAUAUGUAUUGAACAUAUUGCUUUUCUAAUUUCCUUUAUCUUUCUGGUAGCCCUUUGAUUCAGCUGAAAGGCAUCUCUUUAAUUCCUUCAGAGGUUGUACAAAAUAAGUGUAUAGUUAGAUCUUACUUGGUCUUUUACUAGAGGCCAUGAUAAUGGCAAUACCCUGGAUUUGUUCUUUUUCCUAAGGUUAUAUUUAAUGAUCAAACAUUUGAUUUGGUGAAAAACAAUUUCAUUUUCCAGUCUAGGCUCCAUAUUCCCUCUCAAUAA
This is a messenger RNA of Physeter macrocephalus (sperm whale), 3949 nucleotides long. RefSeq names its product DTW domain containing 1 (gene DTWD1). Bases 174 to 1022 code for a protein of 282 amino acids. Gene Ontology annotation, molecular function: tRNA-uridine aminocarboxypropyltransferase activity. Gene Ontology annotation, biological process: tRNA modification. Gene Ontology annotation, cellular component: nucleus. The transcript has 6 exons. The record is from RefSeq and is a predicted model, not a curated record. Lineage: Eukaryota; Metazoa; Chordata; Mammalia; Artiodactyla; Physeteridae.